UCAAACAGUGAUUGAAGAUUUCAACUUAUACCCGACAUUAUGUUCCCUUUUCCAAUUCUUCAGUUCAUGAAGCUCAUACCAUUUUGGAAGCUUCUUGUAGUGUGCUUUUGUGCAAUGUUAAUGGCCUUUUCUUCUGAUGUUGCUGCUGCUUCAGCCACGUUACAAAGCAGAGAAGCAAAUGCUUUGUUGAAAUGGAAAGCCAGCCUUCACAACCAAACCCAGGCUUUGCUAUCUUCAUGGACGGGCAAUAGUCCUUGCAAUAAUUGGCUCGGAAUUGAGUGUGACGUGUCCAUGUCUGUCGCCAACAUUAAUCUUACAAAUAUUGGAUUAAGAGGUACGCUUCAAUGUCUCAACUUCACUUUACUUCCAAACAUCCUCACUCUAAACAUGAGUCUCAACUCCCUAAAUGGAAGUAUUCCUCCCCAUAUUGGGGUAUUGUCCAAACUCUCCAGUCUUGAUCUCAGUGACAAUCAUCUGACAGGAACAAUUCCAUCUGAAAUAACACAGUUGUCAGGUCUUCGUACUUUAGACUUGGCUAAUAAUGUUUUCAGUGGUUCCAUUCCUCAGGAAAUAGGUGCAUUAAGGAAUUUGAGAGAGCUUAGUAUUGAAUGGGCCAAUCUCACAGGGACUAUCCCAAUUUCUGUAGGAAAGCUAACCUUCUUGUCACGUUUUGAUGUAGGAGGUAACAACCUUUCUGGCAACAUUCCAAAUGAAAUUUGGAAUUUGAGCAACUUAGAGUAUUUAGCGCUUUGCAUAAAUAACUUUAAUUUUUCAAUUCCCCAAGAAAUUGUGAAGUUGCAAAAGCUGGAGAGUCUACUUCUUUCGGAAAGUGGUCUUACCGGUCCCAUCCCUGAAGAACUGUGGAAGUUGGGAAAUCUAACAUUGCUUCAGGUAGCAAGUUGCAACAUCACAGGGUCUAUCCCAAUUUCAAUAGAAAAUUUGGCCAAACUCUCAUAUCUUGAUCUCAGUCACAAUCAUCUCACAGGAACAAUUCCAUCUGAAAUAACACAGUUGUCAGGUCUUCGUACUUUAGAUUUGGCUGGUAACGUUUUCAGUGGUUCCAUUCCUCAGGAAAUAGGUGCAUUAAGGAAUUUGAGAGAGCUUAGCAUUGAAUGGGCCAAUCUCACAGGGACUAUACCAAUUUCCGUAGGGAAGCUUGCUUUCUUGUCACGUUUUGAUGUAGGAGGUAACAACCUUUAUGACAACAUUCCAAAUGAAAUUGGGAAUUUGACCAACUUAGAGUAUUUAGCGCUUUGCAUAAAUAACUUUAAUGGUUCCAUUCCUCAAGAAAUUGGGAAGUUGCAAAAGCUAGAGAGUCUACUUCUUUCGGAAAGUGGUCUUACCGGUCCCAUCCCCGAAGAACUGUGGAAGUUGGGAAAUCUAACAUUGCUUCAGUUAGAAAGUUUCAACAUCACAGGCCCUAUCCCAAUUUCUAUAGUAAAUUUGACCAAAAUGUCAAUUCUAGAUUUUGGAAACAACAAACUUUCUGGCUACAUUCCUCAAGAAAUUGGAAUGAUGAAAAAUAUGUCUGAACUUGAUUUGUCCAAUAACUAUCUCUUUGGUGCAAUACCCUCCACAAUUGGAAACUUGAGCAAUUUACAGUGGCUUUACCUUUAUUCCAACUAUCUCUCUGGUCGCAUUCCCGAUGAAGUUGGAAAACUCUAUUCUCUUUCCACAAUCCAAUUGUUAAAUAACAGCCUCUCCGGGCCAAUCCCAUCUUCCAUAGGUAACUUGCUCAAUUUGGUUUCCAUCCGCCUUGAUGGAAAUAAACUCUCUGGUCCAAUUCCUUCCACCAUUGGAAACUUGACAAAGGUCACUAUACUAAAUUUAUUCUCAAAUGAACUCAGUGGCAACAUUCCAAUUGAAAUGAACAGGCUUACUAAUUUGGAAAAAUUGCAAAUAGAUAAUAAUAACUUUAUGGGUCAUUUGCCUCACAACAUUUGUGUUAGUGGAAAGUUGACAAACUUUACUGCUUUCAAUAACCAUUUUACUGGCCCCGUUCCAAAGAGUUUGAAGAAUUGCUCAAGCCUUAUAAGACUUCGGCUGCAACUAAACCAACUGACUGGAAAUAUAACAGAUGAUUUUGGUGUAUAUCCAAAGUUGGACUACAUCGAAUUGAGUGACAAUAAUUUUUACGGUCACAUUUCGCCAAAUUGGGGAAAGUGCUACAGCCUCCAAAGCCUCAAGAUCUCCAACAAUAAUUUAUCUGGUGUCAUACCACCAGAACUAGGCGAGGCAAUCAAAUUACAUGUACUUGACUUAUCUUCAAACCAUCUCACUGGAAAAAUUCCAAACGAGUUAGAUACUUUGACUUCACUGAUCAAACUCUUGAUAAGCAACAAUCAUCUUUCAGGAAAUAUCCUUGUACAAAUAGCCUCAUUGCAGGAACUUGAUACCUUGGAGCUUGCAGCAAAUAGUUUUAGUGGAUUAAUCACUGAACAACUUGCAAGGUUGCCUAAGUUAUUGAACUUGAAUUUGAGCCAAAAUAAAUUUAAGGGAAAUAUUCCUCUUGAGUUUGCCCAUUUCAAAGUUCUUCGAAGUCUUGAUCUUAGCAGAAAUUUUUUGGGCGGGACAAUACCUUCCAUGCUUGGAGAUCUUAUAUACUUAGAAAUAUUGAAUCUCUCACAUAAUAAUCUUUUUGGUAUCAUUCCCUCCAGCUUUGAAGGUAUGUUAAGCUUGACAAUUAUUGAUAUAUCAUACAACCAAUUAGAGGGUCCACUUCCAAAUGCUCAAGCAUUUCAUAAGGCUACAAUUGAAGCUUUCAUAAAUAAUAAAGGCUUGUGUGGUAAUGUCUCUGGCUUAAAACCUUGUCCUUCAUCAAGUGGCAUAUCUCAUCAUCAUAAGACCAACAUGGUUAUAUUGGUGGUUUUACCCCUUACUUUGGGCAUUAUACUUCUAGUACUAUUUGUUAUCGGGGUGUCUUAUCAUCUCUGUCAUUCUUCAAGCUCAAAAGAAAACCAAGAUGAAGAAUCUCAAGCUCAAAAUCUAUUUGCAAUAUGGAGUUUUGAUGGAAAAAUGGUGUAUGAGAAUAUUAUUGAAGCCACAGAAGAGUUUGACAACAAACAUCUUAUUGGGGUUGGAGGGCAUGCAAGUGUUUACAAAGCAGAGUUGCCCACAGGUGAAGUUGUUGCUGUGAAGAAACUCCAUUCAGCACCAAAUAAAGAAAUCUCCAAUCCAAAAGCUUUCACUAGUGAGAUCCAAGCUUUGACAGAAAUUCGACAUCGUAACAUUGUCAAGUUAUAUGGGUUUUGUUCUCAUUCACGACACUCAUUUCUGGUUUAUGAGUUCUUGGAGAAGGGUAGUGUGGGGAUGAUUUUGAAAAAUGAUAAACAAGCAACUGAAUUUGAUUGGGAUAGGAGGGUGAAUGUAGUUAAAGGCGUAGCUAAUGCUUUAUGCUAUAUGCACCAUGAUUGCUCGCCUCCAAUUGUCCAUCGAGAUAUAUCAAGCAAGAAUGUUCUUUUGGAUUUGGAAUAUGUGGCUCAUGUCUCUGACUUCGGAACUGCUAGGCUCCUCAAUCCUAAUUCAAGCAACUGGACCUCAUUUGCAGGAACCUUUGGAUAUGCUGCUCCAGAACUUGCGUACACAAUGGAAAUAAAUGAGAAGUGUGAUGUGUAUAGUUUUGGAGUAUUAGCAUUGGAAAUACUUUUUGGAAAGCACCCCGGUGAUGUUAUGUCUUCUUCAUGGAUUGUUAUGGCCUCAACAUUUGAUAAUAUGUUGUUGAUGGAUAAGUUGGACCAACGUCUCCCUCAUCCUGUGAAGGAUGUAUUAUCAAUUGCAAGGAUAGCAAUUGCUUGCUUGAGUGAAAGCUCAGGCUCUCGCCCUACCAUGAAGCAGGUUGUUAAGGAGCUUGCAUUGUCAGACUGAUCUUCAAUGGAAGAGUUUCAGAUUGCCACAUAAAUAUAACCGAAAGUUUGUAGUUACCAAAUUUGCCUUAACUACUUCACUUGUGCUUGUCUAUUGUGUUGUAAACUUUUUUUUUUCUUUCACCUAUUUUGUAUUGUAAGUCAUUUUAAUUUUUCUAUUUUGCGACGGAAUUUUUCCCUCGCUGAUUGUGAAUUUUCUAGUAGUGCAAAUUGUGUACUCAAAUAAUAAGUAACUAUCAUUCGAAGUACACUCU
Gastrolobium bilobum is the source of this 4117-nucleotide messenger RNA. Its product is annotated as MDIS1-interacting receptor like kinase 2-like. The coding region runs from base 40 to 3864 and encodes 1274 amino acids. The record is from RefSeq and is a predicted model, not a curated record. NCBI's taxonomy places the organism in Eukaryota, Viridiplantae, Streptophyta, Magnoliopsida, Fabales, Fabaceae. The transcript has 2 exons. Gene Ontology annotation, molecular function: protein binding; protein kinase activity; ATP binding. Gene Ontology annotation, biological process: protein phosphorylation.